This is a messenger RNA of Chlamydomonas reinhardtii, 2327 nucleotides long. RefSeq lists its product as uncharacterized. Lineage: Eukaryota; Viridiplantae; Chlorophyta; Chlorophyceae; Chlamydomonadales; Chlamydomonadaceae. Gene Ontology annotation, molecular function: tRNA binding. The transcript has 7 exons. Gene Ontology annotation, cellular component: mitochondrion; cytosolic tRNA wobble base thiouridylase complex. Gene Ontology annotation, biological process: tRNA wobble position uridine thiolation. Bases 121 to 1368 code for a protein of 415 amino acids. The record is from RefSeq and is a predicted model, not a curated record.
GCCGAACUGUAGCGUUGUUCGAAAUGCCCUGACCGGCGUCGGCCUUGCUGUUUACAUUUCGCCCAGGCGCGCACCGAAAUGCCACCGCGACUCUGCGUGAGGUGCAACACCUCUCGGGCUAUGCUGAAUCGCCCGAAAACCCAGGAGCAGGUCUGUCGGGAAUGCUUCUUCACGGCCUUUGAGGAGGAAGUACAUCAGACUAUUGUUGACAACAAGCUCUUCAAGCAUGGCGAGCGGCUUGCAGUUGCUGCCUCAGGCGGCAAGGACUCCACCGUGCUGGCCCAUAUUAUGAGCACGCUCAACGCGCGAUACAACUACGGAUUGGACCUAUUCCUACUGUCCAUUGACGAGGGCAUCACCGGGUAUCGGGAUGACUCGCUGGAGACGGUCAAGCGCAACGAGCAGCAGUACGGCAUUCCGCUCAAGGUGGUGUCGUACAAGGAGCUUUACGGCUGGACUAUGGACGAGAUUGUGUCGCAGAUCGGCACUAAGAACAACUGCACCUUCUGCGGCGUCUUCCGGCGGCAGGCGUUGGACCGCGGCGCGGUGCUGAUGGGUGCCAACAAGAUCGCCACCGGCCACAACGCUGAUGACGUGGCCGAGACCGUGCUGCUCAACAUCUUGCGAGGGGACGUGCCCCGGCUGGGCCGCUGCGCCAACAUCAUCACAGGCGAGGACAGCUCGCUGCCGCGCGUGAAGCCGUUCAAGUACGCGUACGAGAAGGAGAUUGUGCUGUAUGCCUACUACAAGAAGUUGGACUACUUCAGCACUGAGUGCAUCUAUGCGCCCUUCGCAGCGCGCGGCUUCGCACGCGAGUUCAUCAAGGACCUGGAGGCUGCGAGGCCGCUGGCAAUUAUCGACGUGAUUCGCUCUGCCGAGGACUUCGUGUUCGCAGCGGCCUCGGAUGAGAAGCUACCGCAGCCGCGCACCUGCGAGCGCUGUGGCUACAUAUCCAGCCAGCCCGUGUGCAAGGCGUGUGUGCUGCUGGAGGGCCUCAACCGGGGCAUGCCGCGCCUAGGCGUCAGCCGCACUCGUGGGCGGCGUGGCGAGAAGGCGGGGCUACACCCGGACGUCGGCCGAGGCGGUGGCGGUGGUAGCUCGGGGCCUGCUGAGGUGGCAAGUGAGAGCGCGGAAGCCGCCAGCACAAUGCCGGCAGAACGGCAGGGAGGAGGGGUGGCACAGGCGCCAGCAGGCGGGGAGGGUGGUGCUGCGCCAACGACAGCGGGUUGUGCGGACGACGGGUUGCCGCGGUUCGAGGCUUGGGCUAGCGGCGCUGCGGGCGCUGGGGGCCAGACGGCAGCUGAGAAGGUGGCAAGGGCCGCUGUGCGCCAGAGAGGCCCUGUAGAGAUCGUGUACGAGACCACAUAGAACCCUAGAUAGUUGUUUGGCCCCGGCCGCACGGUAUAAGCGCUAACUGACAUGUAGUUGCAGAAGGCUGACAGGGUGCGGUUAGGUAAUCAGGGCGGAUCUUCAUCAGUUUACAGUUACUACGGCACACGCUGUUUGGUAAAGCACUCACUGCUAUGACUGCUAGACAGAGCACACAGGCGGCCGGUUGGACGGAUAUGGCGCGCCGGGAUAGGCAUGCGGUUUGGAGGUAGAGACCUUUGCAGAUGCCCCGCGGCAGGGCUUGCAACCGUGGCGGUGACUGCUGCAUAGGUAACCGAAGAUGCUUAAAGAACCCCAUGCGCACGGUGUCGGAAGAGGGCAUCGUAGCUAGCGUAGGUUGGCCAAUAUUGGCGCAUGCGGUAGGGGCAUCUGCGGGGAAAGCCGCGCAUGACGGCAUGAGGAUAGGCAGGCACGCGGUCCCCGGGUCCCGCAGAGGUGCCGAUGGCCGUGUGCUGUGUGUACUGGUAUGGUGCCGCUUCGGCGUCCAUUACUAAGACCGGACCUUACAGUGCCCUUCACGGGUGCGGCAUGCCCCCAUGGCGUACCGGUAUUAGGGCGAUCCGUGGCUCUCGCCUACGCGGUGUUCCCACACGCCGAAGCAAUGUGUUGAGUUUGCGCCUAGAACAGACGACCACUUAGGAGUCAGGACGGUGUAUUGGGGCUCGCGCUGAGACAGGAUCAACCCAUCUAGCUCCCUACGUCAACGGACCUAGGCCGGACGGCUGGGGAGGACGGCAUUCACCUGUCCUCCAUAAUCUGCACACACAACGCUGCAGCACACACACUCCCAAUCAAUCGGUAUCGCUAUCCAGGCAAUGCCAUCAAUCCGGGUCAGUCCAGAGACGGCCUGUUCAGCGGUGGCCAUGGCGGUGACAAGCGGUGAUGAGGCAGUAUGUUUGCUGCAGCACAAAGGUCGGCCAGACCGUUCUGAAGCCGGG